Molecule: messenger RNA, 774 nt
Organism: Volvox carteri f. nagariensis
Lineage: Eukaryota; Viridiplantae; Chlorophyta; Chlorophyceae; Chlamydomonadales; Volvocaceae
Exons: 6
Coding region: 1-774 (257 amino acids)
Source: RefSeq, a predicted model, not a curated record
AUGGCGCCUCCAUCAAGCCUUGCAGCUUUAGCGGGUUACAGCAACAAGGUGAAAGUUGCAGUCGCCGACACUUCCGUGCCACCAACCACCAAAUUCCUCAUGGCGCUGUUUGCAACUGGCGCUGCACUCGUCUCAAUUGCAUCUGCGCUGGACAUCAAAGGUGUAAUUGUACCGGGCAACGGCCUCCGCUGGCUUUAUCUGUUCGGGGUCGCCAUGGCCAGUAUGAUUAUUUUGGACAGCCUGGUGGAAUUCGUCUACCUCUGGCUUGAGCUGAAGUUUUUCCUACGGCUGGUGAUGCUGCCUUCCGCUCAUCUGAUGUGCAAGGUGUGGCUGACAUCUGUGGCAGCUUUCGUGUCCUUCGACCGACUGUUCCGGGACUUUACUGUGGGCGAUGAACCGCCGCAGCUGCUCACUGUGGCUGAACGGUGGGUCCGGCGGCUGCUGAUAUGCUGGCUGCUGUCCUCCUGUAUGAGCAUGGCCAUAUCAGGGUUGUGCCAUCUGGUGGUGGCGCUGUUCUAUAGCGAAGGCAGUCGACAGAAGAUCGUCGCGGCGAUGCAGUGCACUUUGGCGCACUUUGUGUGCGCAGUAGCUGCCAUGCAUGCGUCCCUCUUCGGGGCCGCCUGCAUAAUUCAUACUGGUAGGGGUGGGGGUAGCGAUAAGGGUACGGCCGAGAAUGGGUUGACGGAGGACACGCGGUGCAUGUCGUCGAUAUUCAAGACUAGAAAACGCCGUCUUCGAUCGGGUCUGAUGCCCUGUUUGGCUCUCUACCCCUAA